AUGGCCCGCUCUCUCUUCUUGACCGGUGCUGUGCUCCUUUGCAGCGGUGCGCUUUUCACGGCCUUCGUGGCCGCACCCCGUGCUGCUCCGGCCCCAACCGCGCCGCAUGCCACCACAGCAGCCCUGAGCGCCAUCACACUGGUGGCCCCGCAGGCAGCACACGCCGAGGCAGACGGGAAGGACAUUGGUUUUCGCAAGGGCGGUGCCGUGUGGAUCCCGGCGCUUUCCGCCAUCGGCGCCGGCUUCGCCAUCGGUCUCGCGGCCAUCGGCUCGGGAGUGGGCCAGGCCACAGCGGGUUGUCCAAACAUGAGUUCACUUCCGUCCAGAGAGUACUUGAAGGGCCAAGUCGUUUUGCAAUCUGGGCGGUUUCUCGAUGACGGCUGGUCGCUGCUUCUUACUCCGUUUCAGGGCAUUGCCAGCGGCCGCUGCAUUGACGGCAUUUCCCGUCAGCCGGUCGCAGACGACCUCCGCGGUGUCCUGCUGCUGUCCCUGGCCUUCAUGGAGUCCUUGACCAUCUACGGUCUUGUGAUUGCCCUGGUGCUCCUCUUCGCCAACCCCCUCAUCAAGAUCACCAGCCCAGCAUUUCUAGUGUCGAGCUUGGUUCUUGGCAUGCCGGAGGUGGGGAGCUUAGCCGAAGGCUUGCAAGGCGGACGUGCUCACGUGAUUCAACUCGGCUCAGUUUUAGCGUUUCUCCCGAUGGCCCGCUCUCUCUUCUUGACCGGUGCUGUGCUCCUUUGCAGCGGUGCGCUUUUCACGGCCUUCGUGGCCGCACCCCGUGCUGCUCCGGCCCCAACCACGCCGCAUGCCACCACAGCAGCCCUGAGCGCCAUCACGCUGGUGGCCCCGCAGGCAGCACACGCCGAGGACGGUGCCGUGUGGAUCCCGGCGCUCUCCGCCAUCGGCGCCGGCUUCGCCAUCGGUCUCGCGGCCAUCGGCUCGGGUGUGGGCCAGGGCAUUGCCAGCGGCCGCUGCAUUGACGGCAUUUCCCGUCAGCCGGAGGUCGCAGAUGACCUCCGCGGUGUCCUGCUGCUGUCCCUGGCCUUCAUGGAGUCCUUGACCAUCUACGGUCUUGUGAUUGCCUUGGUGCUCCUCUUCGCCAACCCCCUCAUCAAGUGA
This is a messenger RNA of Symbiodinium sp. CCMP2592, 1116 nucleotides long. The record is from the annotation of a GenBank genome assembly. Lineage: Eukaryota; Dinophyceae; Suessiales; Symbiodiniaceae.